AACCAAUUGUUAUUAUUGAACAUGUUAAUAUUUCACAAUAUAAUAUUAAUGAAUUAGAAGUAGAAUUAGAUAAUAAUGAUAGUGAUGAAAAAGAGUAUGAUGUAGAAGAUUUAGUUUAUGAACUUUUAAAAUAA
Messenger RNA from Ambispora gerdemannii, 134 nucleotides. NCBI's taxonomy places the organism in Eukaryota, Fungi, Glomeromycota, Glomeromycetes, Archaeosporales, Ambisporaceae. The record is from the annotation of a GenBank genome assembly.